Molecule: messenger RNA, 684 nt
Organism: Miscanthus lutarioriparius
Lineage: Eukaryota; Viridiplantae; Streptophyta; Magnoliopsida; Poales; Poaceae
Source: the annotation of a GenBank genome assembly
AUGGCUCCUGCUUCCUCCCUGCCAUGGCCUCUACUCCUGUUCAUCGUCUUGGUCUCGUGGUGCGGCCGGAGUUCCGCCGGCGUUGACCCGACCCUGGGCUUCAUCGCCGUCAACCUCACCGAGGACCGGUUCAAGCUGCACCACCCGUACGACCUGCCGCCUGAGCAGCGGUACGAGUUCCGCGAUGGCGUGCGGCGGAUGUGGGUGUACUGCACCGACAAGCCCUUCAGCCGCGGCAGCCCCACCAAGCCGCGCUCCGAGAUCCUCCUAAACGUGACAUACACGACGGGGGUGUGGCAGUUUGAAGGCUACGCGUACGUGCCGGUGGGGACAUCCGGCGUGUCGGUGAUGCAGGUGUUCGGCGCGUCGGGGCAGAACACGACGUUGAGGUUGCACGUGCACGGCGGCCGGCUCAUGUACUACAACGACGAGUCGCGCGUCGUCGACGCCAGCAUCUAUGACCGCUGGUUCCGGCUCAACGUGGUGCACGAUGUCGGCGCGGGGGCACUCACGGUGUUCGUCGAUGGCGAGGAGCGGCUCGCCGUCGCGGGACACGGCGGGUACCGCCACUACUUCAAGUUCGGGUGUACACACAGAGGGACCCCUCGCACUACAUGGAGUCCCGGUGGAGGGACGUCAAUGUCUACACCAAACUCGGUUGAGAUUCAGGGCUUCAGGCUGUAG